Messenger RNA from Xylona heveae TC161, 1002 nucleotides. RefSeq lists its product as hypothetical. The transcript is spliced from 3 exons. Bases 202 to 732 code for a protein of 176 amino acids. Lineage: Eukaryota; Fungi; Ascomycota; Xylonomycetes; Xylonales; Xylonaceae. The record is from RefSeq and is a predicted model, not a curated record.
UCCCUCAUUCCCAGCUUCACCUACCAUUUUCCGGAUAUAUAGAGCUCUCUGUUCCCCCUUCUCUCGCUCUCUUCUCUCCAAUACCUCCCUCAUCACAAUUAAAUUAUCAGCCUCGCUACGAAUCACGACUGUUCUUACGAACUCUUCUAACAGCAAACCUCAUUUCACAUCUUAUUCGUUUCAUAGUACAAUACAACCAAAAUGUCUUCCGGUCAGGACAACACCUCUACUCUCCAAUCCUACGUGGAUAAGGCCUCAGGAUAUGCUCAGUCUGCUCUGGGCGCUGUGACUGGCAGCAACGCCGACAAGAAUGCCGGUCAAGAUAAGAAAGACAAGGCUGAGCUCGAAAACGACCUUUCGCACACCACCGCCAAGGCCGGCCCAUACACCGUCUCUGCCUCUGGUGGUGUCGCCAAGGACGACCCUAACCGUGCUGCGGGCAGCUGGAACCAGACCAUCGGCUCGGGCAAGGAAAUGGUCGGCAACUUCGUUGGUGCUGAGGGUCUGCGCAAGGAGGGUAUUGAGCAGAACCGUCAGGGCAAGGGCCAGGAGGCUCAGGGUCAACUGAGCGACCUUGGCAGCGGCUUUGUUGAUCGUGCUCAGGGAGCCAUUGGUGGCGCCGCUGCCGGUUUUACUGGAAACAAGGCCGAAGAGGAAAAGCGUCAAGCCCAGCACGAUGCGGGCAAGGCUCAGCAGCGUGGCGCCGAGGCCGAUAUUCAGAAGCAGGCAUAAAUUAUGGCUAAACCCGUUGAGAUUUUGUUUAAAAUGUCGGGUUUUUGCUCCCAGCGGCUAUGAUUGCAUUGAAUGGCUUAGACCUAUGGCGUCAUUGGUAAUUCGGGGAAAUACCCUUGUAUGAUAGCAGAAGAUUCAAGCUAGUCGUGGACAAGCACUUUACUUGCUCACGAGUAACGAAUAUUCAUUGAUUGGGAUUGAUUUUACCUUGUUGCGAGAACCCUAAAAUAAACGGAAAGUAGUAGUCUUUAAAGAUGAUGCAGUAGAGGG